GGGUAUUCAUGAUUAAAGGCAUGAAGACUUGAUCACUUCAGUCAACACUCAUCAUAGUGUCUUUUAACAACCAUAAAUAGAGACUCACACACAUGUAUCAUGCACACACCAAGCAUAGGUGGCAACUAUUGUGUUCAAGAAUUUCUACACUCAAACAGGGAAUUAAAACAAGAUGGGACCUACAAAUUCAUCUGUUGCAGCUUUAUCUGAAAGUGAAUAUGAGUUGGUGAAAAACAUCAUCGACAUUGAAGUCUUAGAAGAGUUAAAUUUAUCUGAUUGUAGCAUCUACAAAGUUCCUCACAAUCUUAGAGAAGUGGAACCAAAAGCUUACACUCCUCAUUUAAUCUCAAUUGGUCCAAUUCACCUUGAAAAAAAAGAACUUGAACCGAUGCAACAACACAAAAAAAGGUACUUCCAUUUCUUCUAUGAACGUGUAUCCAAUCAAGAAACCAUGAAGAAUUACAAACUCUACCUUGAAAACAAAGAACAAGAAAUCAGAAAAUGUUAUGCAGAGAAAUUUCCAAACAUAAGCAAAGAAAAGUUCAUAGAAAAUGUGUUGCUGGAUUCUGUUUUCAUCAUGGAACUUUUGUUAAGAAACCGUUCAUUUAAAUCAGAUGGAACAAAACAUGAACAUGAUUACGUGGCGAGCAAGUCAUUUAGAUUUAAACACAGUGAUGAUUAUAUUUUAACACAAGCUUGGUUAAGCAAAAGCAUAACAAGGGAUUUGAUAUUAUUGGAAAAUCAGUUACCUUUUUUUGUUUUAAUGAAGCUUUAUGAUACUGUUGUCCCUAUUGACAACAAAAAAACAGAACAUGAAAGUUUUCUUGAUCUUGCACUUGAGUAUUUUGCUUUCUACGAUACUCAGAAAUCUUCUUCACAAGAAACUAAGCUUGUUUUGGAUAAGAAUCAAACUAAGAAAUAUUUUUAUGUAAGUGGUUUACUUGGUGAUGUUGGUAAUUCCAAAAAGAAAAAAUCUUUGAAAAAUAGUACUCAUCACAAAGAAAGGUUUAUUCAAGGUCCAAAACAUUUCACUGAUUUAAUAAGGUUUUUUUACCUUCCUUCUGACUUAGGAAAAAGUGGUUGUUCUCAUACUUUUCCAAGAACAGUGACAAAGUUAAUGGAAUCUGGUGUGACUUUUGAGAAAGUUGUGGAAAAAAGAUUACUUGACAUAAAAUUUGAUAAGAAAAAGUUUCUAAGUUCUUUUCUAUGUUUAGGUUGUUUACCAUCUUUUUCAUGUUUGAAUCAUUUCAAAGCACGUUUAAGGAUACCACAAUUGAAAGUUGAUUACACAACAGAAUGUGUUUUAAGGAACCUUAUUGCAUUGGAACAAUGUGAGUAUCAAGAACAACCUUAUAUAUGUAACUAUGUUUCACUUAUUGAUUCAUUGAUUCAUACACAAGUUGAUGUUGAUAUGUUGGUUGAGAAGGAAGUGAUUGUGCAUGAAAUGGGGAGUGAUAAGGAAGUAGCGGUUCUGGUGAAUGGACUUUGUAAACAUGUUGUGGUGAAUUCAACAUGUUAUUAUGAGAUUAUUAAUGAGCUUAAUAAACAUUAUCAGAAUAUUUGGAACCGUACUAUGGCUGCAUUGUGGUUGGUGUAUUUCAGAGAUGCUUGGAGAGCUAGUUCAACUUUGGUUGGGAUUGCUUUUCUUGUUUAUACUGCUUUCAACUUUGUUCGUCUUGCCAAAUUUCUAUUCAAUUAGAAAAUAAUAUGCAUUUCAUAUGUGUGUCUUUUGUAACUUAUUGCAUGUAGGAAUCAAUGAAUAAAUUAGUAGUGUCUCAUCUUAUGUAAUCUAUUCUCAAAAUUAAGUAUUAAAUUCUGAAUUGUAAUUGUGUCACUAUUUACAAGCUAUUGAACUUGCCUUAACCUAAU
This is a messenger RNA of Cicer arietinum (chickpea), 1869 nucleotides long. RefSeq names its product UPF0481 protein At3g47200-like. The record is from RefSeq and is a predicted model, not a curated record. Lineage: Eukaryota; Viridiplantae; Streptophyta; Magnoliopsida; Fabales; Fabaceae.